Messenger RNA from Podospora bellae-mahoneyi, 1410 nucleotides. RefSeq lists its product as uncharacterized. Gene Ontology annotation, molecular function: catalytic activity. Bases 1 to 1410 code for a protein of 469 amino acids. Lineage: Eukaryota; Fungi; Ascomycota; Sordariomycetes; Sordariales; Podosporaceae. The record is from RefSeq and is a predicted model, not a curated record. Gene Ontology annotation, cellular component: endoplasmic reticulum. The transcript has 3 exons. Gene Ontology annotation, biological process: transmembrane transport; nucleoside metabolic process.
AUGACUGCAGAACAAGUCAUUUCAUUUAACUCGCUGCACCUACCCUCGUUCAGGUCAAUCUGUCGACCACCUCCCUCCAUCCCUCUCACCUCCACAACGAAGCGAAAGCUUCUCGAGGGUGAUACAAAGAAAAGACCGGGGCCUCCCCCUGAGCCAACCCUGUCAACGGUCGAUAUGCGCUUCAUGCCGUGCGCGUUCGCCUCAUUUCUGGCCUUGCGCGGUGGCCAGCUUGGCUUGGCCGCUGCUACUCCUCCGAGGAAUGGCAGCAUCGCAAACAGCCCUCCUGAGCCGAGACCUGAUGGGAAAAUCACCCCCAAGAUCAUGAUCGUCAGCAUGUUCGCCCCCGAAGCCCAAGUCUGGUACGACAACAUGCCCCCCAGCAGCCACGGCAACCUCCUGGCCGUCAACAUCACCAUCCCCGGCCUCUCCCCACGAUACCCCCACGUUCACUGCAGAGAAGACCUCCAAGUCUGCCAGGUGACCACCUGCGAAGGCGAAAUCAACGCCGCCUCGUCGGCCAUGGCCCUCCUCCUCUCCCCCAAGUUCAACCUCACAAAGACAUACUUCCUCCUAGCCGGCAUAGCAGGCGCAAACCCAAAGUACUCCACCAUCGGCGGCGUAGCCCUGGCGCGGUACACUGUCCAAGUAGCCCUCCAAUACGAAUUCGACGCCCGGGAGAUGCCAGACAACUUCACGACGGGGUAUGUUGCUUAUGGCACCACGCAGCCGGAGGAGUAUCCCAAGAUUCUGUACGGGACAGAAGUGUUUGAGGUGAGCAACGCGCUGCGGGACGCGGCGUUUAACUAUGCCGUCAGGGCGAAUUUGAGCGAUAACGAGGACUCGAAGAAGUACCGGGCGAGGUAUAAGCCGGAGGGGAAGAUUUUUGCCAAGGCGUCGAGCGGGCCAGAGGUGGUCAAGUGUGAUACUGUCACGAGCGAUGUUUAUUACUCGGGGACGUUGCUGAGCGAGGCGUUUGAGAGGACGACGGGGGUUUGGACGAAUGGGACGGGGAGGUACUGCAUGACGGCGCAGGAGGAUAAUGCGGUGCUGGGUUCGUUGGUGAGGAUGGCGGUUUAUGGGGUUGUGGACUUUUCGAGGGUUGUUGUUAUGAGGACUGGGUCUAACUUUGAUCGUCCUCCUCCUAACGUCACUGCCUAUGAGCAUUUGCUUGUUCUCAAGCAGAAUGGCUUCGAGGUUGCGAUUCAGAAUCUCUAUCUUGCGGGGAUUGAGAUUGUGAAUGGGAUUCUGAAGGAUUGGGGGGCGGUUUUUGACAAGGGGAUUAAGCCUUGCAAUUAUAUUGGUGAUGUGCUUGGGUCUUUGGGUGGUGAACCAGAUUUUGGUCCGGGGAGUGAGACGAAGGGGGUGGGGUUUAGGCCUCCUGGGAACAGCACGACAAGAGCAAUAGUAUAG